This is a messenger RNA of Erythranthe guttata (spotted monkey flower), 840 nucleotides long. NCBI's taxonomy places the organism in Eukaryota, Viridiplantae, Streptophyta, Magnoliopsida, Lamiales, Phrymaceae. The record is from RefSeq and is a predicted model, not a curated record.
AUGUACCAGUUGGUGGAGAAGUAUAUGAUACAUGGACCGUGCGGUCAGGCGAAUUUGAAAUCUCCCUGUAUGAAGGAUCGAGUUUGCACGAAGCGAUUUCCAAAGCCAUUUGUGCAGCGCACUGAAUCAGAUGCAGAUGGUACAGGAGAAUGGAAGAUGGCAGAACAGUUACGAAGAAUAAGACUACUCUUAACAAUGGUUCGUUCCAAGGGAGAGAUUGUAAUUAACGUUGCAUCGAGUGGUAUAGCAUCGUUAUUGCUCCCCGGUGGAAGAACAACUCAUUCUCGAUUCGGACUACCCAUAAAUGUACACGAGAGUUCCACCUGUAGCAUAUCGCACCAAAGUCCACAGGCGGAGUUGUUCAUAAGGGCAAAGCUUAUUAUAUGGGACGAGGCUCCUAUGAUGCAUAGAUACUGUUUUGAAGCGCUUGACAAGACAAUGAAGUCAAUUAUUAUAGGCUCCUAUGAGGCUCCUAUGAUGCAUAGAUACUGUUUUGGUGGAAAGGUGGUUGUUUUUAGAGGAGAUUUUAGGCAGAUUUUACCAGUUGUACUCAAAGCAUCAAGGCAGGACAUAGUACAUGCUACGAUAAACUCCUCUUCGCUGUGGAAUUUCUGUCGUGUCAUGAAGUUGACUAAGAACAUGAGAUUGCAGUCAUGCUCUUCUCCAUCUAACGUGGAUGAGGUAAAAGAAUUUGGAGACUGGAUACUGAAGGUUGGUAGUGAGGAUGUUGGGGAACAAAAUCAUGGUGAAGCUUCGAUAGUGAUUCCCGAUGACAUGUUGAUUGGUGAUUCAGAAGAUCCAUUCAGAGACCUACUGGAAUUCGUUUACCCGGAUUGUUGA